AAGGGAGGGGGACUCUCGCGUCAUCAGCCUGAGCCACCUAACUCCGGAGACCCCGGGUUUGCCCUGGGAAGUGAGGUGAGGGAAGUCCGUCGCAUUCUGAUGAAUUCAUUGCCUGUGGAAUCGGGUCGGGGGAACCUGGACCCUGUAGGCUGGUAUUUGAGCUUUAAAUCCCCUUCUCCAGCGGAUUGACAGCUCUACAGAUAUACCAGGCGUGCACAUUCUGGAUUUCAAAUUAGUUCUCAGUAAUGGGAAGAACCUACAUUGUCGAUGAAACCGUUGGCCAGUAUCUUUCAAACAUCAAUCUCCAAGGAAAGGCUUUUGUUUCUGGUCUUUUAAUAGGACAGUGUUCGUCACAAAAGGAUUAUGUGAUUCUUGCCACUAGAACACCACCCAAGGAGGAACAAAAUGAGAAUCUCAAACAACCCAAAGCUAAAUUGGAUAACUUGGAUGAAGAGUGGACUACAGAACAUGCUAACCAGGUAUCCAGAAUGUUACCUGGUGGACUUUUAGUUCUUGGAGUAUUUAUUAUUACAACUUUAGAAAUGGGAAAUGAUUUUCAAAAUGCCCUGCGUAGACUUGUAUUUGCUGUGGAAAAAUCUAUGAAUAAAAAAAAGCUGUGGGACUUCACAGAGGAGGAAGUCUCAGAACGAGUGACACUUCACAUUUGCUCUUCUACAAAAAAGACAGUUUGUCGAACUUAUGAUAUUCAUGAUCCAAAGAGUUCAGCCAAACCAGCAGAUUGGAAGUAUCAAAAUGGACUAUCAUCUUCAUGGGUUUCUUUAGAGUGUACAGUUCAUAUUAAUAUUCACAUACCACUCUCUUCUACUUCUGUCAGCUAUACUCUGGAAAAAAAUACAAAGACUGGACUAGCACGCUGGGCCAAGCAAAUAGAAAAUGGUGUUUAUUUGAUUAAUGGACAAGUUAAAGAUGAAGAUGGUGACCUAUUAGAAGGACAGAAAAAAUCUUCCAGGGGAAAUGUUCAAGCAUCUAGUCAUUCUUUUGAUGUCAGAGUGCUAACACAGUUGUGUUUGAAUUCAGAACACAGAUCCACAGCCACAGUCCAGAUCUGCAGCGGCUCUGUAAAUCUUAAGGGUGCUGUGAAAUGUAGAGCUUAUAUUCACUGCAAUAAACCCAAGGUUAAAGAUGCUGUGCAGGCAGUGAAGAGAGAUAUUUUGAAUACAGUUGCUGACCGUUGUGAAAUAUUAUUUGAGGAUCUUCUUUUAAAUGAAAGUCCAGAAAAAAAAGAUUCUGGAAAAGAGUUCCACAUUCUUCCUCUCCGGGUUUUUGUCCCCAUUCCAGGAUCCUCUGUAAUGUUAUGUGACUAUAAAUUUGGCGAUGAGUCAGCUGAAGAAAUCAAAGACCAUUUUAGAGAGAUGUUAGAUCAUAUGAUUCAAAUAGAAGAUUUAGAAAUUGCAGAGGAAAUAAACACAGUAUGCGUGAGUUCCUCUAUAAAUACUGAACCUUCAUUGGAUAACACAGAUGAUGAACAGCCAAAACAACCCAUUAAAACUACGAUGGUAUUGAAAAUUCAGCAAAACAUAGGUGUGAUUGCAGCAUUUGCAGUUGCAGUCCUUGCUGCGGGUAUCUCCUUUCAUUACUUCAGUGAUUAGGUUGAGGCAUAAAGAGCUUCCUGAUCAUCCAGUGAACACUGACCAGCAAUUAUGAAUAAUAAAGAUGUAAACAGUCCAUCUGCACUUAAGACAAUAGCAGCCAGAUCUGCUGCCGUAAUGCCUAAAAUGAAAUCACCAGCUGCCUUGUUUAGCUUUGCUUAUAUUACAGGUGGCUCAGGCUUCCAAAAAUAAAAUUAUGCAUCUAAAGGGGAAUUGCAUGCAACAAUUCAUUAUUAUCUUUUUUUUUUUAAAUGUUCAAAAUGAUGGCUUACUUUCACAGAUUUUAGUCCUAUUGAUGUGAAUCACAUAUUUAUCAGGAUGUUGAAAAUUUGAAUAGUUGACUGAAUAUCUUAGUAAGAGAGCACAAAAGAAAUUUCUGCAAACAGACAACAACCUGUUGGGUAAAUUACUACCAUAUGACCUCUCUAAUGUAUACUCAGUUCCAAGAUACUGAUGGAGUUCUGAUAGAGAGGCAGGAAACUUUUCCAUAGAGGUUUGAUCAGAACGAUUGAUAGAAAUUACGUGCUUUCUAAAGUUAGAUUAUCAUACUGUUUUAAUACAAGACUUUUGCUUCUAACUACAUUAGACUAGUUGCUAAAAAAAAAAGUAGAUCCCGAAUAAAAUCUACAUCUGAAUGCAUUAGUAGUAAACUAAAAGAAAAUAAGGGAAUUCUUCAAGCACAAUAACCUCUAUCUUUGUCCCCCACAAAAAAUGAGCACAUUUUGCAUUGGGAAUGAUAAAUAUUAAGCAUACAGGUGGACUGUGAUUGCCAGAUGGUAAAUAGCACUGCCAUGUGCAGUUUGUCUGGGACUAGAAAAACAAGAAAUCUGAAACUGAGAUGAUCCCCCACCUGUGACAAUUGAAAUGGCCCUCAGCUACCCUAUAGUUUAUGGUAGAAGUAAAAUAUAGGCCAAUAUUCCCUAAUUUAGGUGCAAGAUCCCAUAGAUAAAGAUCAGGCAAUAUUAUUUCAUAAUUUCAGAACACAAGACACAAGUUGAAAGCAUGAGAGAACCUGUAAAACAACUUUGGAUUAAAUUCUUGAAGCUCAUUACCAACAUACAUGAAGGACAGUCGAACCACAAGCACACCUGAAAAAACCAAAUAGAACACUGGAAAUGACAACUGUAUUACUUGAAAAAAAAUAAAAAUACCUCAGACAUAUUAAAUAUUAUAUUAGACUUGCUAGAGAGAUAAUAAACUGGAAGCAAGAUCUAAAAUUACCCAGUGAAUAGCAAGGAGAAAUGAGGAACUAGAAAAUAUAAAGAGAAGUGAAGCGAUACUUAGAGAAGAAUUAUGAAGACUGACAGUAGUAGGAAGAGAAAAUGGAGAGGCAAUAUUUGAAGAGAUAAUAGCAUUUUCUGCAUUUGGUAGAAAAACAUGAAUUCAUAUAUUGAAAAAGAAAAUAUGUCCCAAAUACAUAUAUAGAUUAAAUCCAUGCCCAAACUCAAUAUAAUGUCAGUACAAGAUGCCAAGCAUAGACUUUAAAAGCAAUCAAAGCAGAGAAAAUAUCAUUGAAGGCAAGACAAAUACUCAGAUUUCUCACUAACAACAAUGUACCCCCCAAAAUGGUAGAAUAAUACCUUCAAAAUUCUGAGAAAAGCCUUUUAUUAACUUAGAAUUUGUAACAUGCCAAAUUGAAAUACAUAUUCAAAUGAGACACAGAUUUUAUCACAAACCUCAUUAAAGAAACUGCAGAAGAAUAAUCUUGAAGAAGGAAAAUGCUAUCAAAAGUAUCUGAAAUUGAAGAACUGAUAAAGUGAUAAACAUCAAAAUCAAAAGCAUGGUUUAUGUAAAGCAAUUAUAAUUAAGUCUUUUUAAGAAGUAAAGUUGUAAAUAUAACUAAACAUGUAACUAAUUAGACUUUUAAAAUCAGUUACUAUUGAAAAACUAGACAAUGGCUUAGAUAGUAGGAGAGGGAUUAAAAUUGAAAUUGCCCUCAGUGAUCUUAUUCAGAAAGUGGAAUAUGAUAGUGUUUAA
Messenger RNA from Talpa occidentalis (Iberian mole), 3587 nucleotides. It is a transcript of the gene ODR4, whose product is annotated as odr-4 GPCR localization factor homolog. Gene Ontology annotation, biological process: intracellular protein localization. The transcript has 14 exons. NCBI's taxonomy places the organism in Eukaryota, Metazoa, Chordata, Mammalia, Eulipotyphla, Talpidae. Gene Ontology annotation, cellular component: endomembrane system. The coding region runs from base 246 to 1610 and encodes 454 amino acids. The record is from RefSeq and is a predicted model, not a curated record.